GCCUCCGGCCCCACCACCCGCGCCCGGGCUCUAGGCGGGAGGCGACGCCUGCGCAGUGCGGUCGCGGGGGCUGUCGUUGUCCCCCGAGCCGCCGACCGGGCCUCGAACGGGAUGGCAGAGGAGGUGAGCACCCUGAUGAAGGCCACAGUCCUGAUGCGGCAGCCUGGGCGGGUGCAGGAGAUCGUGGGCGCCCUCCGCAAGGGCGGCGGAGAUCGGUUACAGGUGAUUUCUGAUUUUGACAUGACCUUGAGCAGGUUUGCAUAUAAUGGAAAGCGAUGCCCUUCUUCUUACAAUAUUCUGGAUAAUAGCAAGAUCAUCAGUGAGGAGUGUCGGAAAGAGACCUCACUCUCAGGGUCAGUGCAAAGGAAUGACCAGCUGUGUGGAUCCAGGUGCUCCCUGGACUUCACCAAACAGCUCACAGCACUCCUUCACCACUAUUACCCAAUUGAGAUCGACCCACACCGGACCGUCAAGGAGAAGCUACCUCAUAUGGUGGAAUGGUGGACCAAAGCGCACAAUCUCCUAUGUCAGCAGAAGAUUCAGAAGUUUCAGAUAGCCCAGGUGGUUAGAGAGUCCAAUGCAAUGCUCAGGGAGGGAUACAAGACCUUCUUCAACACACUCUACCAUAACAACAUUCCCCUUUUCAUCUUUUCUGCGGGCAUUGGUGAUAUCCUGGAAGAAAUUAUCAGACAGAUGAAAGUGUUCCACCCCAACAUCCACAUCGUGUCUAACUACAUGGAUUUUAAUGAAGAUGCGCGGUGGCUCAGACCUGUAAUCCCAGCACUUUGGGAGGCCGAGGCGGGUGGAUCACUUGAGGUCAGGAGUUCGAGACCAGCCUGGCCAACAUGGUGAAACUCCAUCUCUACUAAAAAUACAGAAAUAAGCCGGGCGUGGUGGUGUGUGGCUGUAAUCCCAGCUACUCGGGAGGCUGAGGCAGGAGAAUCGCCUGAACCCAGGAGGCAGAGGUUGCAGUGAGCCAAGAUCACACCACUGCACUCCAUCCUGGGCGACAGAGUAAGACUCUGUCUUCAGAAAAAAACAAAAACAAAAAAACUUUCAAAGGAUCCUCUCUCUUUGGUGUUUGCCUGACAGUCAACUCUCUGCCCUGGGGUACCUAAUUUAUGGGCCUGCCCUGCCCCAUGUCACUGUCGUAUUAUUAUGUGCCAUUCUGGGUCCUAAAGGGCUUGGGCUUUGAUUUGUUUUUCCCAAGCCAGAGGUGGGCUGCUCCAACUCAUCCACAUUCUGACUUUUUUCCCCAUAAAACUGAUGGUUGGAAUUUUCAUCACGUUGACCUGCAGUGAGGAUGUGGCCCGCAGCUGAGCAUUAGCACACGUGUAACCUGAGCGGCAUUUAUAUCACAGCUUCGUGCAUCCACCAGAACAGAUGAUCUGCAAUAUUGGAUGGCUCCUUUUCAUUUAAACUAGGAGUUACAAACUUAUGCUGUAAAAGGCCCUGUCGUCAAUAUUUAGGCUUUGUGGGCUGUGGCAUCACUGUCGCAACUGCCCAAAUUUGCCUUUAUAGCACAAAAAAGCAGCCAUAGGCAUCAUGUAAACAAAUGAGUUUGGCUGUAUCCCAAUACAACUUUAUUUACAAAAGCAGGCCAAGUCUGGCUCAUGGGCCCUAGUUUAGGCUACAGUGAAGUUUUGGCAUUAUCUAUCACUUUUGGGAUUCCCUUUUCUCUGUGACAGAGACAGUGGAGAGCUGGUGCCACAUGGGUCCCUGCAGCCCUUCCAUCUGUCUCUUGUC
Pongo pygmaeus (Bornean orangutan) is the source of this 1746-nucleotide messenger RNA. It is a transcript of the gene NT5C3B, whose product is annotated as 5'-nucleotidase, cytosolic IIIB. The record is from RefSeq and is a predicted model, not a curated record. The transcript has 9 exons. Gene Ontology annotation, cellular component: cytoplasm. NCBI's taxonomy places the organism in Eukaryota, Metazoa, Chordata, Mammalia, Primates, Hominidae. Bases 112 to 852 code for a protein of 246 amino acids. Gene Ontology annotation, molecular function: magnesium ion binding; 5'-nucleotidase activity.